AUGGCGGCUUCGUCACCGUCUCUGAGUAACAAUGGCCUUUCCUCCGCCGUCACUCCUCCUAAAACUCUCCGUGGUCUCAACAAGCCCAAAUGCCCAUUUCAAUCUUGCAAGGGUUGCUGUUCAAGAGCAGAAAACCCUUGCCCGAUUCACGUUCUUAAAGCAGCUGCAACGUCUGCUGAGAAGACGCAGGCGCCAAGUACUCCGUCAUCAGAGCAGAAAGCAUCUGAAGGCACUCCCGGGACUACAACUAGAGUUUCAUCAAUCCGGCAACUUUCUAGCAAUUUUGCUCAGUUUAAUAACCUGAAUGCUGCUUCCCGCCAGAGAAAACCUUUGACGAUAAAGGAUGCUCAAGCGUUAAAUGAGUGGCGGUUUACAAAGUUAAAAGAAUACAGAGACAGAAACAUCGAGGUGGAAAAUGAAGCUUUUGAUCGGUAUAUGAGUAAUGUGAAUUUACUCGAAGAAGCCUUUUCAUUGACAUCUGUACCUGAAGAGGAUUCCGGAGCAGCAGCUUCUGAGCAAAACAAAGAGGAAAAAAUUGUUUCAGAGCUGAAACUGAGGAUGAGAUCGAACUCUGAAAGAACAGAGAGCUUCAAGAAGCGGAUCAGGGAGACUGUCAAAGCCGGUUUGGUGAAGCUUCAGAAACCACGUUUUGGUGGUAAUUCAAAGGAUCCAGAUGAAACCGAAAGACGGAUCAAAAGGGGUAAAUGGAAAGAGAAAGCUUCAGCUUUGAGUGAAAUAAUCGAUAAACUGAACAAAUCAAGAACCGAAGAGGAUCUCAAAUCUUGCUUAGAGAUGAAAUCGAAGCUCUAUGUUCAAGGUUCUUCCAAUGCAGCAGCCGAGAAGAACAAGAAUUUUCAGGGCUUUGUCCGAAAAGGUGAGAUCAGUGAAGACGCACUUCAAAGAAUCGGCGAGGAUCUCCAAUCUUUUGACAAAGUGGAAACUUUAUGA
This is a messenger RNA of Arabis nemorensis, 948 nucleotides long. The record is from the annotation of a GenBank genome assembly. NCBI's taxonomy places the organism in Eukaryota, Viridiplantae, Streptophyta, Magnoliopsida, Brassicales, Brassicaceae.